This is a messenger RNA of Striga hermonthica, 1026 nucleotides long. The record is from the annotation of a GenBank genome assembly. Lineage: Eukaryota; Viridiplantae; Streptophyta; Magnoliopsida; Lamiales; Orobanchaceae.
GGAUGUCUAGGAGCACUAGAUGGAACGUACAUUGACGUGCGAGUCCCUUUGUCGGACAAGGCACGAUAUAGAACUCGUAAGGGUAAUAUCUCUGUCAAUGUACUUGGGAUCUGCGAUAAAAAUAUGAACUUCGUCUUCAUGCUAUGUGGAUGGGAGGGGUCAGCUUCAGAUAGUCGCGUCUUGCGUGAUGCGGUUACUAGGACGCGUGGUCUACGUGUUCCAACCAGAAAUUAUUACUUGGUGGAUGGUGGAUACACAAAUGGUCCUUAUUUUUUAGCACCAUAUAGGGCUGUUAGAUACCACUUACAAGAAUGGGGUAGAGGGUCGCGAAGGCCACAGAACUUUAGAGAAUUGUACAACCUUUGCCAUGCCAAGGCUAGAAAUGUAGUAGAACGAGCGUUCGGUAUUCUGAAGAUGCGGUGGGCAAUUCUUAGGAGUUGCUCAUAUUAUUCCAUUCGAACCCAAAAUCGCAUUAUCAUGGCAUGCGAGCUCAUUCACAAUUUCAUACGUACAUCAAUGGCCACUGAUCCCAUGGAAGUGUUAGUUCCUGAGAUACCAGAUGAUGGAGCCCCCACAGAUACGACUGAGGAUGAUUUGAUAGACCAAGUGGAGGGUAGCGUAGAAUUGACAGAGUUUCGUGACCGAUUGGCAGAGGAUAUUUUACUGAUGGAUUACUCUUGUUCACAAGAGAGUGGCCGAGCAUCCUCCUCCAACUCAUCAAGACGACGUGUUUGGAGCCCGCGUGAGGAGCGUGCCCUGAUAGAUAUUUUGAAGGACAUGGUUUUCGAGGGUUGGAAGGCGAAUAAUGGCUUUAGGCAAGGAUACAAUUUUGAGAUAGAGAAAAGGUUGAAGGCCAAGUUUCAAAAAUGUACCCUUCGAGCUGACCAACACAUCAGCUCAAAAAUACAGGUCUGGAGGAAGAACUAUAUGAGUGUGGCACUCAUAAAAAGAACUUCCGGGUUCGGGUGGAAUGAGGUGACUAAAACUUUUUCGUGCGAGGAUAACGUUUGGUUCCCAUGGCUAAAG